Molecule: messenger RNA, 826 nt
Organism: Colletes gigas
Lineage: Eukaryota; Metazoa; Arthropoda; Insecta; Hymenoptera; Colletidae
Product: V-type proton ATPase subunit e 2-like
Exons: 4
Coding region: 235-486 (83 amino acids)
Biological process (GO): proton transmembrane transport
Cellular component (GO): plasma membrane proton-transporting V-type ATPase complex; proton-transporting V-type ATPase, V0 domain
Molecular function (GO): proton-transporting ATPase activity, rotational mechanism
Source: RefSeq, a predicted model, not a curated record
GAAUGUCGCGAGGGAAAAAUCCUACGGAAGUCCAUCACUGGUCCACACUGGUUCUCUGUUCAACUUCGAUAAUCGAAGAACCGCGUAUCGUAUCUCGUGACUCGCUGGUUCGAGACCUAUCGAAACGAGUCACGAAUCGUUCACGUGAUUCGUGUUUGCAUUGGUAAAAUUGACUUUUGGUGGGUUUGGUCUGCUUGUAAGAAUUUUUGAAGAAAUUGUUCAAUUGAAGAGAAAAUGGGAGCAUCGUUGUUACCAGUAUUAUUUUUUACGGUACUCUGGGGAGUAGUAGGAAUCGUUUUACCCAUUUUUGUACCAAAGGGCGUAAAUCGAGGAAUUCUUCAGGUUAUUCUUAUGUUGACAGCUUUCACAUGUUGGCUAUUUUGGUUAUGUUGCUACAUGGCGCAAAUGAAUCCCCUUAUUGGGCCAAAGCUAUCUAAUGUCACGAUACUUAUGAUGGCUCGCGAAUGGAGUAACGUGGAGCUUUAAUGGUAAUAAAGAGGAACGAAGGAACGAUUGUUAAGGGAAAAUAAUGUUUGUCAUAAAUAUACCAAGUUGUGUCUAUAAAAUUCAAUUAUAAAUAAAACUAUAUGGUAGCAAUGAAAAUCGAACAUUUAGGUGCAUACUUGCGUACAUCAAACAUUUUAGGAGAAAAUGAACACCAUUCGAGUAUUAACAUUCCGAUGAUGUAAAAUUUAGUUUUAUGACAAUUAUAUGAUUUAAUUUCGCGCGAAACAUUAAUUUAAUAUCAUACAAAAGAAGUAUGUACACCAUGUAAUAUAUACAGUAACAAGAUUAAUAAUAAAAACAGUUAACGUUUAGUUGAAAU